AUGAACGCAUGGUCCAGUUACAUGCUGGGAUGGAUAACCUUCCUCCUCUACUCCCAUGAGACAAGUGGAAAUCAAAAAGAUUCAUGUGUCUUUCCCUUCACCUACAAGGGGUCUUCUUACUUUUCUUGCAUCAAAACCAAUAGCCUCUCCCCUUGGUGUGCAACCAGAGCCAUUUAUGAUGGACAGUGGAAGUACUGCAUGGCGGACAAUUACCCACGAUGCAUCUUCCCCUUCGUCUAUCGAGGAAGGUCCCAUAACAGCUGCAUCAUGGAGGGCAGCUUCCUUGGAAGGCUGUGGUGUUCCGUCACCUCCAGCUUUGAUGAGAAGCAGCAGUGGAAAUACUGUGAAACCAAUGAGUAUGGGGGAAAUUCUUUCAGCAAGCCCUGCAUCUUCCCCUCCAUCUACAGAAAUAGCACAAUCUUUGAGUGCCUUGAAGAUGAAAGCAACAAGUUCUGGUGCCCAACCACCGAGAACAUGGAUGAGGAUGGAAAGUGGAGCCUUUGUGCUGACACUAGAAUUUCUUCCUUGGUUCCUGGCUUUCCCUGCCACUUCCCAUUCAACUAUAAAAACAAGAAUUAUUUUAACUGUACUGACAAAGGCACAAAGCAGAACCUUACGUGGUGCGCAACCUCUUACAACUAUGACCGGGACCACACCUGGGUGUAUUGCUGA
Molecule: messenger RNA, 672 nt
Organism: Neomonachus schauinslandi (Hawaiian monk seal)
Lineage: Eukaryota; Metazoa; Chordata; Mammalia; Carnivora; Phocidae
Gene: ELSPBP1
Product: epididymal sperm binding protein 1
Exons: 5
Coding region: 1-672 (223 amino acids)
Cellular component (GO): cell surface
Molecular function (GO): heparin binding
Source: RefSeq, a predicted model, not a curated record